Leptidea sinapis is the source of this 1587-nucleotide messenger RNA. Its product is annotated as protein enabled homolog. The record is from RefSeq and is a predicted model, not a curated record. NCBI's taxonomy places the organism in Eukaryota, Metazoa, Arthropoda, Insecta, Lepidoptera, Pieridae. The coding region runs from base 1 to 729 and encodes 242 amino acids. The transcript has 2 exons.
AUGGAGAAGAACAACUUACGAGAGGAAAAUGUGGAAAGAUCUGGAGAAAUAAAAAUACUCAAUCAGUCGUUUCUUAAAAUUAGUUUUAGUAUAAAUGUUCAAACAUUAUUUUCUAAUUCAUACGUUUUUCCAGCUACAUGUGGUAACGGAGUAGCCAAGAUUCAAAUCCAAAGAACCGGAACCAGUGCAAAACUACAAUCCAUGGGAUUCCAAUCCAUAAACGUACCCGGAGGAAUCCUGUUCAUCAAACCCAAGCCAGACCUGGUGAUAACACCACCUCCGAUCCUAGUCAGACCACCUCGUCUUAACCCAAUCACACCCCCAGCAAUUACUGUACAACCACCACAACUUCCUCCAAUUACCCCGCCACCAAUUUGGGUCAGACCUGCACCUUUGCCACCCAUAACACCACCACCUAUCUGCGUCAGACCUUCCCCAUUGCCACCAAUUCAACCGCCAACCAUCAUAGUCCAACCACCACGACCAAGUCCGAUUCAACCCGCUCCAAUUACAAUUAGACAGCCUGCACAAGCCCCUAUUAAUCCACCACCAAUUGUGGUAAGACCACACGCCCCAGCUACUAUUCAGCCACCAACCAUCAGCUUCAGAACUUCCGUGAUUUCUAGAGGUAGUUCUGGAUGUGAAGGAAGUGGUGCUGGAGACAACAGCUAUGGUGGUGAGGUUGGUCGUAUACCACCAUGCCCGUCCAAUCCAUGCUCUCAAUACUGAAAAAACAGCCUAACUGCUAACAUUACACCUUAUUAGCAAAGGAACUCUACCUGUGAAUGCUAGGAAUACAGAAACAGAAUAACCCGAUUAAUUAUAAUCCUAUCAGAACUCAAAGCGAAUGAUGGAACGCUCACAUUGAAGCAGAAAUAAGAAGAAAUGAAGAGUGUUAAAGAUAUAUAAAAACUUUUUUCAAGUGUCGUAAAUAAUAAUGACGUAUUUUAUACUACCAGAUUAAAUUGACUUACUUUAGAAGACAGGAAAAUAUCUCGCAUUAAGAUUGAUGGUUUUUUCUAAAAUGCAUCCAGAUAUGAGCUACUAUUUUAGCCUCUAAAUAAAAAUAAUUAACCUUUCCCUGCAACUAAAAUUACAGACAGUCCCAGAAGUUUUUGUAGAAAUUGUAACUGAGGAAAUCAUUGCUUUUGAGAUACUUGGCUCUAAAAGGGUUCUCCGUUUUUAUUUGGAGAUGGUUUUGAGAUGAUCCAUUUGGAUAGCCAUGAGAUAAUUAGGAUAUAAUUAUUGAGUUCUCGAGUAUUAUUGCCACUUCCUUAUCAGGAGAAAAUUGAAAACUUUAAAACAAAUUUUACAUCAUUCUUACUCAUAACACAGCUACUACUGCAGGUAUAUUGUGAUGUUAAUUCCAUCUUCGAUCUCGGCUUAAGUCAGAUUCGAACCUAAGUCGGAUUCUGUUUCUUUAAAGAAUUUUGUUAGCAGAUUUUUUGUAAAUAUCUGAACUUCAAUGAAUGGCUUUCCCUAACGGACAAUGUGUAUUUAGAAUACCCGUUAUAGUUUUAAUUGUAUGAAUGUUUGCAAAUAUAGCUUUAUUGUAAUUAUAUUUUGUUGAAUAAAAUUAUGCAAUUA